Corylus avellana is the source of this 2265-nucleotide messenger RNA. The record is from RefSeq and is a predicted model, not a curated record. Lineage: Eukaryota; Viridiplantae; Streptophyta; Magnoliopsida; Fagales; Betulaceae.
AUGACGAUAUAUGACGACAUUUUUCAAGACCCACAGAUCAAUCUCUUAAAUAAGGCUUGCAGCCAAUACAACGUGUCCAGCGAGUCGUCCUUCUAUACUAACCUAAACGCCACCUUCUCAAACCUCAGAGCACAGCUGACCAACAACACCAACACCAGAUUCGCAACUCCACGGGAUUCCGCCCAAGCCUUGCCAGCCUUGGUGCAGUGCCGGAACUACCUCUCUAGUGCUGAAUGUCUCGCUUGUUUCACCGCCGCCGUUUCUCAAAUCCGCAACUGCUCCGCCGCCAACGGUGCCCGCGUCAUCUACGAUGGCUGCUUCCUCAGGUACGAGAGCAGCAGCUUCUAUGACCAGACCACUCAGCCUGGUGGUGAAGGCGCUGCGGUGAAAGAACUGUUAGUAGAUCUCCAACUUGCAACGCCAAGGAUUAAUGGUUUCUUUGCAGCGAGCAAGAAGGAAGUGGUCUGUGGUGUUGUGGCGUCUACCAAUUCAGAACGAUGUCUUCCUGGUGCGGUUGCUCGGGCAGUUGAUGCUGGGUGUUUUCUGAUCAGCUACGAGAGCAGUAGCUUCUAUGACCAAACCACUGAGCCUGGAAAUGAAGGGAUUUGCGGAAAUCAGACAGCAUCGCAGCCUACUGCUUUUAGUGCUGCGGUGAAAGAAUUGUUAGCAGAUCUCCAAGUUGCAACGCCUAGGAUUAAUGGUUUCUUUGCUGCGAGCAAGAAGGAAGCGGUUGGUAGUGCUGGUAACGCAACAGUGUAUGCUGUGGCGCAGUGUGCUGAAACAGUUAGUGAAAUAGGUUGUCAGGAUUGCUUGACAGUUGCGUCCAGAAAUGCAGAAGUAUGUAUUCCUAGUGUAGUUGGUCGUGCAAUUGAUGCUGGGUGUUUCCUGAGGUACUCAGAGACGCCCUUCUUUGCUGAUAACCAAACUACUAAUAUUUUGCCCUUCUUAGGAAAUGGAAGUUCAAGCAACAAGAAAGCCAUUAUUGGAGGAGUGGUGGGGGGUGUCGUAGGUGCUGUUCUCAUUUUAGCUGUGUUUGUCUGGUUUAUAAUACUAAGAAGGGGCAAGCCAAUUAUUAGAGGUGACAUACUAGGGGCAACUGAGCUGCGAGGCCCAGUUAAUUACAAGUACAAAGAUUUGAAAUCUGCAACAAAAAAUUUCAGUGAAGAAAACAAACUCGGAGAAGGAGGUUUUGGUGAUGUAUAUAAGGGUACUCUGAAAAAUGGGAAGAUAGUUGCUGUGAAGAAACUAGCUAUUAGCCAAUCUUCAAGGGCAAAGGCAGAUUUCGAGAGUGAGGUGAAGCUUAUAAGUAAUGUUCAUCAUCGGAACAUGAUCCGUCUUCUUGGGUGUUGCACCAAAGGACCAGAACUACUUCUUGUCUAUGAAUACAUGGCAAACAGCAGCCUCGAUAAAUUCUUGUUUGGUGAAAGACGUGGGUCUCUCAACUGGAAACAAAGAAAUGACAUAAUCAUGGGCACAGCUAAGGGCCUUGCUUAUCUGCACGAGGAAUUCCAUGUAUGUAUCAUACACAGAGAUAUCAAAACUGGCCACAUUCUUCUAGAUGAUGAUUUCCAAGCCAAGAUUGCAGAUUUUGGAUUAGCAAGGCUUCUACCUGAGGAUAAAAGCCAUCUUAGUACCAGAUUCGCAGGAACAUUAGGCUAUACAGCACCUGAAUAUGCAAUCCAUGGUCAGCUAUCAGAGAAGGUAGAUAUCUACAGUUUUGGUAUCGUUGUUCUUGAGAUUCUAUGUGGCCGAAGAAUCAGUGAGGUGAAGAAUGAUCCCAAUGGCGAGUACCUCCUUGAACGGGCAUGGAAAUUGUAUGAGAAUGACAAGCAUCAGGAGUUGGUGGACGAAACAUUAGACCCAAACGAGUAUACGACAGAAGAAGUGAGAGGAAUUAUAGAGAUUGCUCUGUUGUGCAUUCAGUCAUCACCUGCUCUGAGGCCUUCAAUGUCUGAAGUUGUCGUUUUGCUCAAAAGCAAAAGGUCAGUGGAGCGGCAGCCACCAAGCACGCCAGCCUACGUUGAUACUGAUCAGAAGAAGGUUCGUGGAGACACGUCCACUUCAACCGCAUCAUCAACAUCUAAUGCCACUGCCUCUAUUUCUCAGGUCUCGGGUCGCUAAUGUAAAACAUAUAUGAAACUCUCAAGUGUCACUUUGUGUAUAAAGAUUGAUAUAUAGUUUUUUGUGUGCGUUGGAUAAAGGCUUUUGAAGCUAUAGGUUUACAUUGGAAUGAAAUUCAUUCCCUAAUGAAUUAGAAUUUGUGGU